Messenger RNA from Camelina sativa (false flax), 566 nucleotides. The record is from RefSeq and is a predicted model, not a curated record. NCBI's taxonomy places the organism in Eukaryota, Viridiplantae, Streptophyta, Magnoliopsida, Brassicales, Brassicaceae.
UGAUGAGAAGAAACUUUUGAAAGAGGGAGAUGACAACGACGACGAAGCUGUUUGUGUUUGUGCCUCCUCUUCCUACAAUUCAAAUCGAAAGAAAAAAAAUUACAAACUUAGAAUCUUGAAAGAGACAAAAAAAAAAAGGAGAAAGAAUGGUCGGAAGCAAAGAUAAAUCGAAAGAGAAACGAGACAAGAGACUCCAAGAGAUCUCCCUCCUUCGUACUAUUCCAUACUCCGAUCAUCAGAGGUGGUGGACUUCGGAAACCGUGGCGGUGGUAACAGGUGCAAAUAGAGGGAUAGGAUUUGAAAUGGUGAGACAAUUGGCCGGACAUGGAUUAACAGUUAUCCUAACAUCUAGAGACGAGAAUGUAGGCGUCGAAGCCGCCAAGAUCCUUCAAGAAGGUGGAUUCAAUGUUGAUUUCCACCGCCUCGAUAUCUUGGACCCUUCCUCAAUUCAAGAUUUUUGCGAAUGGAUUAAAGAAAAAUAUGGAUGUAUUGAUGUUUUAAUAAAUAAUGCAGGAGUAAACUACAAUGUUGGAUCAGGUAACUCGGUUGAGUUCUCANUUAUAUAA